AAAAGAUACGUUAAAUCUAGAGGAAAAGGAAGUAGUGUAAAUGAUAUAUUAAUGUAUCGUUAAUUAAUACAAGUAAAAACAUCGUACACUUAACAUGUUGUUCCGGUCUGUUCAUAUUGUGGCUAGGUUCAGCAAGUCCAGGAGCACUUCGGUUCCUCGAUUUUUCUAUUCUCCUUCCCUUCUUCGUCGUGGUUCGUCUUUUAGAGCUUCUUUGAUAUCUCGUUGUUGUUCUUCUGUGUGCGUUCGGUCUGAUAUUGAUGUGGCUCGAGACUCGGUGGUGAAGAUCUUUUCCUUUUCUAGAGAGCCAAAUGUUGUUCAACCUUGGCAAACAACUGAGAAAGAAUACUCAAGCUCUGGAUUUGCAAUCUCCGGGAGGAGGAUUCUUACAAACUCUCAUGUUGCGGGUGAUCACCCAUACGUGCAAGUGAGAAAGCAUGGUUCAUCCACUAAGUACAAAGCAGAAGUUAAAGCGCAUGGAUAUGGAUGUGACUUAGCUAUUUUAGGCAUUGAUAGUGAAGAGUUUUGGGAGGAUAUGAAUCCUUUGGAGCUCGGAGACAUACCUUUUAUCGGUGAAACUGUCUACGCUUUAGGUUAUCCUCGUGGUGGUGAUAGCAUAUCGGUCACAAAAGGUAUUGUAACGAGAGUUGAACCUCAAACGUAUUCUCACAGCUCCAUUGGAAUAUUAACGAUACAAACAGAUGCGGCUAUUAACGAUGGAAAUAAUGGUGGUCCGGUGGUCAUGGACAACAAAGUUGCUGGUGUGGUAUAUGAAAAUCGUUCAUCUUGUGACGACUAUAUAAUCCCAACUCCAAUAAUUAAGCAUUUUUUAACUGCUGUUGAAGAAACCGGUCAAUACAUUGGUUUAUGUUCUCUGGAUAUAUCAUAUCAAUCUAUGGAGAAUGAUUAUAUACGUCAACACUUCAAAAUGAGUACUGAAAUGACAGGAAUUCUUAUAAACGAAAUAAAUUCGCUGUCAAGUGCUCAAGGAAUUCUGAAAAAAGAUGAUGUCAUUCUAGCAAUUGAUGGUGUUCCUAUUGGAAAUGAUGAGACAAUUCCUUUUCGGAAAAAAGAAAGGAUCAAUUUCGAACAUUUGGUUACUUUAAAGAAAUCAGGUGAAACAGUCUUACUUAAAGUCUUAAGAAAGGGAAAAGAACAGGAGUUCAAUAUCAUUGUUAGACAUGAACAGCCGCUGGUUCCGGACCGACAUCUUCCAAGUUAUUACAUACUUGCGGGUUUUGUCUUUGUGCCUCUCUCGAAGCCAUACAUUAACUCUAGUAUAAUAUGUGAAUGUUCAUCAAACAGAAAGGCCAAAAAGGCUGGUGAACAGAUUGUUAUAAUUUCAAAGGUCUUAUUGAAUGACAUAACCACAGGAUAUCGUGAUUUCAAAGAUUUGCAGGUGAAGAAUGUGAAUGGAGUGGAAGUGUUGAAUCUCAGACACCUAAUUGAGCUCAUCGAAAUGUGUUGUGAAGAAGAUUUGAGGUUGGAUUUAGAAAACGGACGAGUUAUUUCCUUGAACUAUACAUCUGCAAAAGAAGCUACUUCUUGGAUCUUGGAACAUCACGGAAUACCAUCGGCCAUGUCCAAGGAUCUUAAGAUAGAAUCCAGUCAAUUAGGAUUCGCAAUUUUCGGAAGGAGGAUUCUUACAAACGCUCAUGUUGUAGAAGAUCACUCAUACUUGCAAGUGAAAAAGCAUGGUUCACCCACUAAGUACAGAGCAAUAGUUGAAGCGGUUGGGGAUGAAUGUGACUUGGCCAUCUUAGCUGUUGAUAAUGAAGAGUUUUGGGAGGAUUUAAAUCCUUUGGAGCUUGGAGACAUACCCUCUAUCGGCGAAACUAUCUUCGCUUUAGGUUAUCCUCGUGGUGGUGACACUAUUUCUGUUACAAAAGGUAUUACAUCGAGAGUUGAACUUACUAAUUACUGUCAGAGCUCCACCAAGCUAUUGACAAUACAAAUAGAUGCAACUGUUAAGCAUGGAAAUAGUGGUGGUCCGGUCAUUAUGGGAAAUAAAGUUGUUGGUGUAGCAUUCCAAGGUCUUCCAAGGUACAUAAUCCCAACUCCAGUAAUUAAGCAUUUCUUAAGUGUUGUUGAAAAAAACGGUUACUACUUUGGUUUCGAUUUGCCGGAUAUAUCGUGUCAAGCUAUGGAGAAUUCUCAAAUACGUAAAAACUUUAAAAUGAAUCAUGGAAUGUCAGGAAUUCUUAUAAAUGAAAUAAAUCUGGUGUCAGCUGCUCAUAAAGUUCUGAAAAAAGACGAUGUCAUUCUUGCAAUUGAUGGCGUUCCUAUUGGAAAUGACGAGAAAUGUUAGUUUUUCUCUUUUCUUUUAAAGCUCGCGAAAAUAUAGAUUUAGUUACAUAUUUUGCACUCAAUUGGUGAAUCUUCUCCAUGUGUUUUGAUGAAGUGAAUUUAUAUUUUCUUCAUGUGCAGUUGUUUUUCGGGGAAAAGAACGUGUAAAUUUCAAUCAUUUGGUUUCUAUGAAGAAACCAGGUGAGACAGG
Messenger RNA from Arabidopsis arenosa, 2494 nucleotides. NCBI's taxonomy places the organism in Eukaryota, Viridiplantae, Streptophyta, Magnoliopsida, Brassicales, Brassicaceae. The record is from the annotation of a GenBank genome assembly.